AUGUCGCAGCUUGUGCUGCUGGACGGCGUGGGCGGUCUGCAGGCGGUGGCUUCGCUGCGCGACCACGCCGUGUACCGGGCGCUGAACGCGCGCAACCAGUUCCGCGCGCCCACCGAGUGGGGGCUCUGCCUGCGGCCCAGCUCCAGCUCCAGGGUGGUGGCGGGCGGGGGCGGCCCGGGGGCGCUCUUCUGCGUCGCCUGCGAGUCGGAGCGCGCCAGGCUGUGCUGGCUCACCGCCAUGCGGCUUGCCAAGUAUGGCAAGCAGCUACGGGAGAACUACCGCUCGUUCAAGAGCAAGUGUACCGAGUCUGGCUCCAGUCCCAAGGAGUACAACAGCUACUCCGUGCCCAAUGAGAGCGUGCGGUCCCGCGUGGCUAUGGACUUCACGGGCAGCGUGGGGCGCAUCGUGGACGACCCGCAGGAGGCGCGCGCCAUCGCAGCCGCGGAGGGCUACUCGUGGAAGCGGCGCUGGCGGCCGCCCAGGCCGUCCGCCCCCGGCGCCGCCCCCGCCGCCGCCCCCGCGCCCGCCACCGGGCUGGCGGCCGGCGUGCACGUGGCGCAGCCCUGGUUCCACGCCGGCAUGACGCGCGAGCAGGCCGCGCAGCUCGUCCACCGGCACGGCUCCGUCGACGGGGUGUUCCUGGUCCGAGAGAGCCGCAGCUCCCCUGGGUCGUUCGUGCUGACCUACAAGUGCGGCGGAAAGGUCAUCCACACACAGAUACAGCCGGUGGUGGACACUGCCCGUGACGCAGUCUGCUACUCGCUGGACAACGGCAGCACCAAGUUCUACGACCUGCUGCAGCUCGUCGAGUUCUACCAGCUCAACGCCGGCCGCCUGCCCACGCGCCUCACCCACUACGUCGUGCAGGGCCCCGCCGAACACAACUCCGUCACCUACUGAGGGCGGCAGUCCCGAGACGACACCCGACCAUCCUGUCGAGGAUCUGACGCUGUCGGAGGAACCUCCCGGCGUCCCGGACCCCGAUGCGGCCAGUAUCUACGUGGAGUUGUAUUGCCGGCCGCGUACUCUUGCCGGCCCGUCGGUUCACACGUUUGAUCUGUGCCUCGGUGGUAAUACCCUGUAGCGUUUCGAGAACUGGACCGUGGUCACACUGUGUAAGCCGGCAAAGACUAGAGAAUUGUUGUGGUGUACCGGAAUAGCUUCCAGCGUGUACUGGAAUAGCUUCCAGAAACUUCUGUCACCGUAGGAUUCUCCUGUUUACCACUAUGGAGAGGUAAAACCCUCUCACUAUUUGUCGCACAUAUUAUAGCAUUGCGUGCAGACUUACGCAACCCAGCCCGACUUACAAAAUGAUGCGUCUUGUAAAUUAUAUUGGUGCAUUUAUUCCUUUAUCCUCCCGUGAACAUUGUGCACGGUAUUAAUGUAUUUUGUAAAGAGUACGGCAUGCCGUCAUUAUAUAUGUAUACACUUAUGUACAAUGGACAUCUGCAUAAUAAUGAAUCAAUGUUAACAACUUAUUAAUGUAAUUGAGUUUCGUGCAACAUGUGUAAUUAUAUGAAAUAUAAAUGCAUGGCACAGUGCAUUGUUGGAGAAUACAUACAAAAAUACUGAGCAGACUUGCCAAAAUUUGAGCUUUUUUUAUUAUUGUUUCUUAAUUUUUUUGCUGAGUCAUCAGUCUUGCACUUGGCUAUAUAUGACCCACUACAGUUUUAUCUUCGGUUUCAAUCUCUUAGCACUUAAACACUUAGCACCUCAGUUAUUUGCUGGAUGUUUACCAGUCUCUGUCUCUGUCUUCCUCUACAGGCUUUGCCAUCUAUGGCUCCCUCUAGUACCACAGAAGUUAUUCCCUGAUAUCCUAGCACACGCCCUAUCAUCCCGUACUUACAGCAAUCAGAGUUCCUCAUAAUUUAUCGGUCCACCUAAUUUUCAGCACCUCAAAUUCUCUGUUUCCUAUUCUCCCACAGUUGAAAUUCUUCUGCACCCAGACAAGUUUCAGAAGAGAAAUCGUAUUUUAAAACUAAUGGACAUUGUGUGGCAUGUUGUUGGCCGACUUCUCAUCUUUUUUGGAUCUGUAAACGAGUGGCUACCAAAUUGAGAUGCUCUCAGUUCACCCUACUGCACCUUCAUAUGUAAUUUAAAAAUGUGAAGUUCCAAAUGAAUAUCACCGCUUGUAAUUUUCUCUCACGAUGUCACCCACUUCAUUUGUCAUAAAAUGAUCUCAGUUCUGAUGUUUCUGUCCGUGUCUUAUCAUCUUGCCUCAAUGUCUUAAGCCUGACUUCCGUAAGACAGAACAUGUCAUUUAGAGGUAAUUUUAUGCAUUAUUGCAUUACAGUGCAAUCUGUUACUAAUUCUAUCUGCACCGAACACACUUGCCGACACAGUUUUGAGAUUUGACCCCUCAAAUGGACAUUGUUACCUUGCCAGAACUGUGUUUUGUAAACUUUGGAGGGAUGAGGUCAUCUUGUAGAAGAGGCCGGUAUGCAAAGCACACGCUACUGAUUGUGUACGCUACGUGGGACAAUCUGGCAUCGAUGAUAAAUCUUGAGGUAGCCUGAUGUAUUUUAAAAGCGUUUAACAGCUGUCUAAAAUUUUUAAGAAGCAUUACGCAUGUUUCUGCAGCUAAUUGUCAUCUGCAGCGUUUUGUCUGUCAGACAUUUGUAUGUGUACAUAAUAUUUACAGUGGCUCUUUGUAGCACAAACUAUUUAUUAAUGAAAAUUCUUUGAAGUAAUAAAAUAUAUCUACACUAUCAUCGGUAUCAACAUCCUCACCAUCAUUGAAUGAGUACUGUACAAUAUAGUGUAUAUAAACAAAUAAGCAAGCAAUCAGUUGCCACAAACCUUACCUUCAUCUGCAGAAAUAUUUCUAAAUGCUUUAUGUAUUGAGUAAUGCACGUGCGUGUGUGUGUGCAUGUGUGUGUGUUGCAUUGGAAUUUAUUUUUCGAUUUAUCAGAGUAACAUACGAUCAGUGAAUAAUGUUUAGGUGCUGAAUCUAUAAAUAAAACUAUGUAUGCCAGUCUUGCAUGAUUGUGUCUGAUAACAGUGUUGUGUAUAUAGUUGUAAUAACCAAGAUGAUUUAAAGCUCUGUAAGUGAUUAAACAUUUUAGUUCAUGAUUUUAAUUUAUUACAAAUUGCAGUGAGAAAAGUAAGUGAAGUAGUUGUAUAAACAGAGUAAUAACUGAAUUGUGAUUUGUGUGUAAUGUAUAACAGAGUAUCAUAUAUCAUUCGCAGGAAAAUGUAAAGAAAAUUUAUUUGCAAUGUAAUGUUAUAUAUGUUUGUGAAUCAUCAGUAUUUAUUAUAUAGAAACAUUAGCCUUUAGAGAAGCAAGUUGAAAUAAGUAUUUAUCAUGACAAUACAUAUCUCGUCAGUUACUGCUAAUACCGUUGUUUCGAAAACGACUCUUUGCGAAUUUUGCAUCGGCAAUCCUGACGAAUGAGAUAAAUGUAAUAGCAGUGGAAGUGAAUUGUAGUAAGUGUCUUAAAAUACUUUGACAUUGAAACUGAGGCUAUUGAGUUGCUACUGAACAGUUACAACUCAGCAAGUAAUAACAACAUUAUUAUUUCUUAUGUAUUAAUGUGUAUUUAGGAAGACUUUUGAACUAGAUCUGUGGAGUGGGAGAGAUACAAAGUUUAGUUGUAGUAACUGUAAAAAUUAAAGAGUAAUAUAUUUUUGUACAUUUGUGGUAAAACUUUAUCUUUGCCAAAGUAUAUAGAAGUGCAGGAAGUUUUCCUCGGCCAUGGCAAUCAUCUGGUUUUUGGUUUUAUUAAAGUGUUUGUAUUGUAUAAGUAGUGAGAAGCGGUGUGGCAGAUGUGAGAACUUCCUGGCGGAACCAGUGUCUCUCUUUUUGUUAUUGAUUUUGUGUGUGUUAAUCCUCGUGCUGUAUAAAAGGGUUGUACAUUGCAUUGUAUUCUGCACAUCUCUAUAACAGAAUGAUUGAGCUAUCAGUAUAUCUCUGUACGUUGAAAAUGAAUGAUACUUUUUGAUUUGAGAUCAGGAGAAGUUCAUUCUGCAGCAAGCAAUAAGUGUUGUCCACUGUGGAUAUUGACAGCAAUAACUUGGUCAAUCAUAUCUUCAUUUCCAGUGUUAUAACUGCGGACGUGGCUAUCGUAUUUUGUUGUGACACUUAACACUAACUGAAUCCAGAUAUACUGUAUACGAUACGUCGGUGCAGUUGUCGGGCAUUACCACUGGAGACGAGAUGCAAAUGUUAAUUUGUGGUAACUAUGACAUUCUUAAUGUCUAGUUGUGGUGGCUAGUGUUCUUUCCCGACACAAUCACAUUCAUAUUUGUGCCACUAAAGGCUUUCUUGAAGAAUUACUCUUACAAAUGUUUCUCUUGUGAAACACUGGAUAUCAUUAUGUAAUUCCUGAAAUAUUUUGCCAAUGCAAUUGACCGACAUCUUCAGGUGCGACAAAUGCACUGUUGAGCUAUGGCUGAAGCCUCCUGUUUACUCCAGUCUAAAAUGGGAAAACGUUUUUGGCCACAGAAUUUGACACAUUUCUGUGCGAGCUACUUCAAUGCUCAGUGUAAAAUAAUCGUGCGUGGACUUGACGAGAGGUACCUUUUUCACCCGAG
Schistocerca piceifrons (Central American locust) is the source of this 4533-nucleotide messenger RNA. Its product is annotated as growth factor receptor-bound protein 14-like. NCBI's taxonomy places the organism in Eukaryota, Metazoa, Arthropoda, Insecta, Orthoptera, Acrididae. The record is from RefSeq and is a predicted model, not a curated record. The transcript is spliced from 6 exons. Bases 1 to 900 code for a protein of 299 amino acids.